CAGCAAACACACAUCCAUCCAUAUCAAACAUGAAAUAAAUAGAUUGGAUACAACUCAAGUGUUGGAUCCUUUUUCUUUUCACCACUUCAUAGUUUCAGUUCUGUCUCUGCUCUUUCACUUAACACUUCUAUUCACUCCUCUUACUUACACACAUACACACACUCUACUUGAACUAGUGUGUUUCUAUGGUGCCUGUUUGACUAGCUUCAUUGGUUUUUGCUUCAUUCGCGGUAUUACACAAUUGCUAUUGAUCAGUUUGGUUUGGUGGUUUUGUUCUUUCUCUUUUCGUUGUUGUACUAUGGGCAGAAACAGAGGGAAAGCUAAGAAACAGACUAUGGUAGCAACUCGUGACGAUCAUGGUAGUGGUGAGGAAGAAAAGAUACCGGCUAAGAGAAGGGGAAGGCCACUGAAGAUAGUGAAGAGUGAAACUCGGGAUAAAGAAGAGGCUGAGAAUUUUGAUGAUGGUGAGAACGUGAAUGGAGUUCUCUCUGACAAGAAUACUAACACACAAACUGGCUUGGAGAGUGGUAGAAAGAGAGGUAGAGCUUCAGAGAUCAAUGGAAAUAAUGGAACGGUGGAAGCCGAAAGUGGUGUUGAUAUUAAAAUCAGCGGUAAUGAUCCUGUAAAGCCUGUAGGGUUCAGGCAAAAUGGUAGCAGGCGGAAAAACAAACCACAGAGGGCUGCUGAAGUAGGUGUCGAGUGCAGAUAAAGUCUGGGUUAGUCAUUUGGUAAACAAAGGCUUUUGUCGUUUUCAAAAUAUUAUGUUCCCUUUCUCAUAUGUUUUUAAUUGUUGCCAAUGUGCAACUGCUAUCAGUUUUGUUUAAAAAGAUGAUUCAGUUAUGCAAUUUGGAUUACCCAGCA
Daucus carota subsp. sativus is the source of this 861-nucleotide messenger RNA. RefSeq lists its product as uncharacterized. Lineage: Eukaryota; Viridiplantae; Streptophyta; Magnoliopsida; Apiales; Apiaceae. The coding region runs from base 299 to 709 and encodes 136 amino acids. The record is from RefSeq and is a predicted model, not a curated record. The transcript has 3 exons.